This is a messenger RNA of Polychytrium aggregatum, 1590 nucleotides long. RefSeq lists its product as uncharacterized. Gene Ontology annotation, molecular function: phosphatidylinositol-4,5-bisphosphate binding; actin filament binding. The record is from RefSeq and is a predicted model, not a curated record. Gene Ontology annotation, biological process: myofibril assembly; actin polymerization or depolymerization; actin filament severing. Gene Ontology annotation, cellular component: actin cytoskeleton; nucleus; cytoplasm. The transcript is spliced from 6 exons. NCBI's taxonomy places the organism in Eukaryota, Fungi, Chytridiomycota, Chytridiomycetes, Polychytriales. The coding region runs from base 1 to 1590 and encodes 529 amino acids.
AUGCAGGUGGCUUCGACGUUCUUUAACAAGCCUGCGUCCUCCUUCCAUUCCGCAAAGGCCAAGAAACCAAAAAAGUAUGUCCUCCAAUCGGCCGAGUUCUAUGGCGCCGACUUCUCGCUGCCCCCCGAAAACCCUGAACUCGAGAACCUUCACCGCCCACCCCCGGACUCGCAGACCACCUCCGAGCUCGAUCGCAUUCGGGCUGAGCAGGGCUCGGUCUUCAUCUCGGCGCUCAACAGCAUCAUCUUCAAUCGCUCGGAGAGAGCAUCGGUCCCAAGCACAGACUCACCCGACCCUGCUGCCGGCUCGCCAUCAUCGCCCCAGCAGCCCGAGUCCUCCCAGUUUGUCCCCAAACCUCUCGCUUCGGUCCUGAACCCUGCGCAACAGCAGCCCGUCGACUAUUCGGAGCUCUUUCCUCCCUUCAUCGCAAAGACCGAGGGCGUCAGCAUCUUUCGCAUCGAGAGCCUCAAACCAGCGCUGCAGAGCGACUCGACUUUUGGCAAGUUCUGCACCGCCGACUGCUACAUCAUCCUGAAUGCCACCCGACAGGAUGGCGCCGAUGCCGACGUCGACAUGGAUGACCACGACUACGACUACAAGAUCUUCUCGUGGAUCGGCAACCAGGCCGAGCUCGACAAGCGGUUUUGCGCAGCCAUGUUUGCUGUUGGCUUGCGAAACUGGAUUGGAACAUCCGAGACGGUCGAGCGAGAGACGGAUUCGGACGAAUCCGAGUCGUUCUUGGACCUUUUUGGUGAUAACUUUGAGAUCCUCGACGCCUCCUACGCGACCGACAGCGGGUUGUAUGUCACCGAGAAGAGGCGCUAUCCCACCAGGCUCUAUCGGGUGCAGGGCAAGGCCCAGGUUGUCCUUCAACUGGUCGAGCCGUCGAGUCGGUCUCUGCGUUCUGACGGGGUUUUCCUGCUCGAUGUGGGAUACGCCCUCUACCAGUGGAAUGGCUCCAAGUCGAGUCUGCAGCACAAGUCAAAGUGCCGCAUCAUGGUUGAUCGCAUUAGCAAGUCCGAGCGUGCCGGAAAGAACCUAAUGUCAUUGUAUCUUCACUCUGUACAUUCAGAUGAGUCAGACGAACCCAGUCGCUUUUGGAGCAUCCUCGGCGGCGAGAGGACACAGGACGAGGACCAAGACGUCGACGAGGAGCACGCCGAAUUUGUGACGCUUUAUCAAAGCAGUGAUAUUUCUCCGGCGCUCUAUCGCGCGACCGAGGAGCUUGCUGAUGAAGUGGAAGGCCACACCGUCACAGCCGGCAAGAUGAAGAGAGCCAUGCUCGAGUCUGAAGGCUGCUACAUACUUGACACUGGCGUCGAAUUGAACCUGUGGAUAGGCAAGCUGGCGACGCUCGCUCUAAAGAGCUCGGCGACAGAGCUCCUGACGAGAAUCGUCCCGGUCCGCAAGAGGCCCAAGUGGGUCGCUCUCAACAAGCACUGGGAGGGGCAUGAGACCGAAGUUUUCAAGCUCUGGUUCGUUGACUGGGACGACAAGCUCGACAUCAACUGGGAGGAUGUCAAGCAAGGUAAAGAGCCUCCGUCGCCGAUCUCGACUCACCGAAAUAGAUCUAGGCAUUUCCGGGGCUAA